AUGGAGAGACGUGCCUUAGUUCCUGCGGAAAAACAUGUGACAAGAGGAAAGGUGACCCGGAGGCAUACACACUUCGUUCCUAACAGCAAGAGAAAUACUGGUCAGCGCUCGAAGUUUGACUUUUCAGCUACCCCAAAUAUUGACCUUCCACGAAGCAAACAAAAACAUGCAAACGCACCAAGCGGUAAAGCAGGCGCUAAGCCGAACAUUCCCAUCCAGGAUCGUCGUCAACAAUCUACAAAACUCCGGAUCCCCUUAGACAUGCCUCAGUUACCGUCGCGUAGUCGCCCUCCUGUUACGGAGCCUGUCCUACCUCGAAGCCCUGCGAAUUCGCCCUUGCCUGUAUCCUAUACAAAAAGCUGGCAGGAAUCAGGUGUUGCGAAUGCACCUUCGACCAUCUUUGAGCAUGGUGAUGAUGCUCAGGGUCUGGUUCCUCUUGCGGGUGUUGAAAUGCUAGCAAAGCCAGCAUCACCCCAAGCUGAUACGCAUGACAAACAACCUCAUCGAAAUCGGUCAUUAGCUCGCAUCCGUUUUAGUCGAACGAGAAGUAGCGGCACAAGAACCAGCACGGAGAGUUCACAUGCCGUAUCUUCUGACCAGUAUUCGCAGCCCAACACUCAGGGCAGCCGACCACCUCGUACCAAAGAUAAUCUUCAAGACUCUAGCAAACAUGGCUAUUCGCUACACCGACGGUGGAGUGGAACUCACUGGCCAAUGCACGGAGGUUUUGCUUCCACCACUCCUUCGCCAAAAGAGCCUCCCUUUCUCAUCAACCGGUUUCUCAAGCCCAAACACUCGGAAUCUCCUGUGCAAUCCCCCGAACAAAAUGUCGAGUCACCUAAACACAAAUCCUAUUGGCGUCGAAAGCAAUCCUUCUUUGUACGUUCCGAGUACACGUCUAGUCCACCGUUUUCUGCCCCAGCAGCCAUUCAUCCCGCAAUAGCUACACCGAAACCAGGCCCCGGCGGCGAAGUGAAAGGCCAACUAGCCGACUUCUUCUUUGUCGACGUGCAAGAAAAUUCUGGUGCGAGACCUCGCGCCCCCAACGCGUCCAAACCACCUCCCAUUAGUGUCUGGGAUUCUGACGCGCUUCUCAUGCCCCUACCAAGCAUGACACCACCCUCCACUGAAGAGGAAGAAAGUCCAAUGGACUCUCCAAUUGCUGAGAAGCCGGACUUCGAAACACGCAUCACCACCCCCAAAGACGAGGUUCAUUCGCCGUAUCCCGAGAAUCCCUUCCCACUCUCACCGGAAGCCAACGCACUGGAGAAUUGGUUUCGCGUCCCCAAUCCAGCGGGCGAAGAGAAACGAGACGAGAAUGAGAUGAAACGAGCGGAAGAGACCCAACGAUUGGAAUGGAUUACGCCGGAACAUUUGCCGAGUAGUCCGCUAUGUCCAUUGCAUGAGAAGUAUAUAGGGGAAGGAAAAGGGUUCUGCGUGUACCACGGGAGGGCUGAUGGUGCAUCUCCGCAAACCGAGGCUAGUGAGGACCAGAUGUUGGGCAGUGUCGAUGCCAUGACUAAGGCUGUGAUGGGUAAUGCUGGGGACGUGGACAGGGAUAGAUUGGUUGCGGGGCGUGUCAGGCGUGGAAGUAAAGCGAGGAAAGGAAGCACUAGUUUUGGUAUGAGUGGGUUGGAAUUGGAGGGUAGCCUUGUGAAGAGCAGGAGGACUAGAGCGGAUGUGGUGAGUAGUCAGUGA
Periconia digitata is the source of this 1698-nucleotide messenger RNA. Lineage: Eukaryota; Fungi; Ascomycota; Dothideomycetes; Pleosporales; Periconiaceae. The record is from the annotation of a GenBank genome assembly.